AUCAUAUGAACUGCCCCCACCAACGGACUCUGUCUUGUUGUAUCUGUCUCCUUUUCAAUUCCCUCCGCCGCAAUCUUAUUUACUUGCCCCCGUCGACGGCUGCCGGAGACUACUUCAACACCUCCCUGGAUUGCACACCGGAUCUCAAACAAACUCUUUUCAUUUCUUCACUUAACACUCGAAAACUUCAAAUUUUGGCCCGGGAUCCUGUGAGAUCGAGGCUUUUUCUUGUCUGUUACUGUUGGAAUUGUGUGUGUGAAAAAAUAAAUGUACAUUUUGAGUUUGCGUGUUUAAAAGAAUAUUUCCUUUUGAUACCAACAAAGCAUUUGCUGUUUCUCGUUCUGAUUUGAGAUUUUGAUCGUCAUCUGAACAGUAUUUUAUCUCAUUCUCUGUACUUGAUCCAAAACCAGAACGACGUAGUUUUUUUUUUUUUUCCCCAGCAAGUGUGGCAAAUUGAGUGUAUGGGGUUGACAUGUGUAGAACUGAGGGAGGAGGAGGAGUAAUGGGGUUGAAAACGACGGCUUUUGGAGGGGAUAAAUUAGAGAAGCUGAGAAGUAAUGGGGCGGUGGCAAAGAGAAAAAUGAGGAUAUGGAUUAUAAGGGCAACGACAUUGGUUUUGCUGUGUACUUGCUUGGUUCAGUUGACGGCACUGGGAGAGACGUGGGGGCCAAGGGUAUUGAAGGGCUGGCCUUCUUGCUUUUCUCGAGAAUCGGCUGCGGCUGCCACCUUGGAGGUUAAGUCAUCGCCGGAGCUCCCGGCCAGAGUUCUGCCGGUGAAGAGGGUUUACAAGAACAAUGGUUACCUGAUGGUCUCGUGCAACGGAGGGCUUAAUCAAAUGCGCGCAGCGAUAUGUGACAUGGUUGCAAUAGCAAGAUAUUUGAAUGUUACAUUGAUAGUUCCCGAGCUGGAUAAGACUUCUUUUUGGAAUGACCCAAGUGAAUUCCAAGACAUAUUUGAUGUCGACCAUUUCAUCUCAUCCUUGAGAGAUGAAGUUCGGAUAUUGGAGGAACUACCACCACGAGUCAAGAGGAGAGUUGAGCUAGGAAUGAGAUAUACGAUGCCUCCCGUUAGUUGGUCGGACAUUUCUUACUAUCAGAAUCAGAUACUUCCUCUGAUUCAGAAAUAUAAAGUUGUGCAUUUAAAUAGAACAGAUGCUCGCCUUGCCAAUAACGGUCAGCCCUUGGAGAUUCAGAGGCUUCGUUGCCGAGUAAACUUCAGUGCUUUGAGGUUCACUCGUCAGAUUGAAGAAUUGGGCAGGAAAAUAAUCAAUAUACUUAGGCAAAAUGGUCAGUUCAUGGUACUUCAUCUCAGAUAUGAAAUGGACAUGUUAGCUUUUUCUGGCUGUACUCAUGGCUGCAAUAAGGGCGAGACGGACGAGUUGACAACAAUGAGAUAUGCUUACCCAUGGUGGAAAGAGAAAAUCAUAAACUCCGAUUUGAAAAGGAAAGACGGUCUAUGUCCUUUGACACCUGAGGAAACUGCGCUCACGUUAAGGGCAUUAGACAUUGAUCGCAAUAUCCAGAUUUACAUUGCUGCUGGAGAAAUUUAUGGUGGACAAAGAAGAAUGAAUGGACUUGCAGCAGCUUAUCCCAACUUGGCUCGGAAGGAGACACUGUUGAAGUCUUCAGACCUGAGUUCGUUCCAGAAUCACUCUUCUCAAAUGGCAGCACUCGAUUAUCUUGUUUCGCUGGAGAGCGAUAUCUUUUGUCCUACCUACGACGGAAAUAUGGCUAAAGUUGUUGAAGGCCAUCGGAGAUAUCUCGGGUAUAAGAAAACAAUGUUAUUGGAUAGAAGGCUUUUAGUCAAUCUAAUAGACCAAUAUAAAUCCGGUUCGCUAACUUGGGACGAAUUUUCAGCUGCGGUUAAAGAUACUCAUGCUGAACGCAUGGGAAGCCCUACAGUAAGGUUGGUGAUUCCUGAUAAACCUAAAGAAGAAGAUUAUUUUUAUGCCAACCCGCAGGAGUGUCUGCAACAUUUAAGUGACAACGAGCCACAAGGUGGUAUUCAAACAUCUUUUCCAGUAAACAGUGGUCGGAAUCCAGGCAGUCAAGUAAUGGAUGUCAAUACAGAUUCCCCAUCUGAGUUAUUUUGAGACGAGGAUUAGCUUUGACGCUGCUUUCUUGAAGAUUAUAUAUGAAGCCAGGAGAGGAUUGCAUUUAACGGGAUCACAUUUAUUUUUUUUUGUGUUUUUUUUUUUUUUUUUUUUUUUUUGGUAUAAGUUAAUGAUACAAUUCAUGUAUAGAAACUUACCCUGCCUUUCAAGGGUUACAUCGACUUAUCCUCAGUAUACACACAAGGAUGCAUAUACAGAUUUUCUUUUACUGGAAAUUGGAUUUGCCUGAGGUUAAGCUUUUAA
Molecule: messenger RNA, 2356 nt
Organism: Olea europaea var. sylvestris
Lineage: Eukaryota; Viridiplantae; Streptophyta; Magnoliopsida; Lamiales; Oleaceae
Product: O-fucosyltransferase 34-like
Exons: 8
Coding region: 473-2092 (539 amino acids)
Cellular component (GO): cytoplasm
Source: RefSeq, a predicted model, not a curated record